AUGAUCCGUCUCAGCCGAUCCGUCCUCAGGUUGCCGGCCGCCAGCGUGAGAGCUUAUGCUCAAACUGUGGAGACGGUUGUGGAUAAAGAUGGAUUGUCAGCGACAGAGGCCGCAUCACAAACUGUCCGUGUGUCACAGAAGAGGGAGGUGGAGUCUCGGUCGUUUGCGGUUGGGAUGUUCAAUGGCCUCAUACACACACAGAGCAGGUCUUCCCCUUCCCCCUCUGUGCUCAGUGAAGACCAGUCCCAGUUCCUCGGCGAGUUGGUUGGUCCCGUCUCACGUUUCUUCCAGGAGGUGAAUGACCCAGCGCUGAAUGACGACCUGCAGAAGGUGGAUGACAAGUCGAUGGCAGGACUGAAGGAACUUGGAGCAUUCGGCCUGCAGGUCCCGGUGGACUUGGGGGGGAUGGGCCUGAAUAACACCCAGUACGCCCGCCUGGUGGAGAUUGUCGGGUUGCACGAUCUGGGUGUUGGCAUCACUCUCGGAGCUCAUCAAUCCAUCGGGUUUAAAGGAAUCCUUCUGUACGGGACAGAGGAGCAGAAGACGAAGUAUCUCCCCCGACUUGCCUCAGGUGAAACGAUUGCAGCCUUUUGUCUGACGGAACCCUCCAGCGGAUCUGAUGCAUCCAUCCGAACCACAGCGAAGAUGAGCCCCUGUGGAAGGUUCUAUACCCUGAAUGGGGGCAAACUCUGGAUCAGUAAUGGAGGAAUCGCAGACGUGUUCACAGUCUUUGCCAAAACCCAAAUCCCUGACCCGUCCACUGGAGAGAUGAAGGAGAAGAUCACGGCAUUUAUCGUAGAAAGGGGGAGAAGGUGUGACCCAUGGCCCCCGGACAAGAAGUUGGGGAUCCGGGCCAGUAACACAGCCGCUCUGCACUUCGAUGAGGUCCGGGUCCCGGCGGAGAACGUUUCCCUCGGUGGCGAGGGAAACGGUUUCAAGGUGGCGAUGAAUAUUCUGAACAAUGGGCGCUUUGGGAUGGCAGCCGCCCUCUCGGCACCAUGAAGGGGAUGAUCGAAAGAGCGGUGGAUCACGCCACCAAUCGCACGCAGUUUGGAAGUAAGCUUCACACGUUCGGAGUCAUUCAGGAGAAGUUGGCGCGUAUGGCGGGGCGGGUCCUGCAAUAUGUCACCGAGUCGAUGGCGUACAUGAUCAGCGCCAACAUGGAUUUCCGGGGCCAAAGACUUCCAGAUAGAAGCCGCCAUCAGUAAAGUCUUCGGCUCGGAGGCGGCCUGGGCCGGUGGACCGAUGAAUGUAUCCAACUUCUGGGAGGAACCGGAUUCAUGAAGGAUGGCGGAGUGGAACGCGUUCUCCGUGAUUUGCGCAUUUUCCGAAUCUUUGAAGGAACCAAUGACAUCCUGAGGCUGUUUGUUUCCCUUAAUGGACUGCAGAGCGCCGGGAAGGAGCUGAAAUCUCUCCAGAAGGCCAUCACCAGUCCACUGAGCAACUCCCAACUCCUGCUGAGGGAGGGGGUGCGGGAGAGCCAAAAGGAAGGCCGGUCUGGGCACAGGACUCACCCUUAAAGGACACGUCCAUCCAGAGGUGGAGAAGAGUGCAGCACUGGCUGUUGGCGCUCUGGAAGAUUUCGGGUUGGUGGUGGAGGAAAUCCUCGUCAGAUACGGGAAGAGGAUUGUGGAUGAGCAGUUCAUAUUGCACAGAGUUGCUGACGCUGCCAUUGAUCUGUACGCCAUGAUCGUGGUGCUGUCCAGGUCGUCUCGCGCUCUCUCCGAGGGUCUCCCCACCGCUCUCCAUGAGAAGGUUCUGUGUGAUAUCUGGUGUGAGGAGGCAGCGGAGCGUGUACGGGGAAACCUGAAGAGCCUGCGCAGUGGAGGAGGGGGAUCCGCUCUCUUCAGAAACUUGCGUUCUGUCUCCUCCGCCCUGAUUGAAAAUGGUGGAGUGGUGGCCUCUCAUCCCCUGGGAUUCUGA
Molecule: messenger RNA, 1923 nt
Organism: Staurois parvus
Lineage: Eukaryota; Metazoa; Chordata; Amphibia; Anura; Ranidae
Source: the annotation of a GenBank genome assembly